CGGACGAGUCAGCGAGGAAGCUGCCUGCUUUCAGAUAGAGAGAGUUAUUAAGAUGGCGUUGCUUCGGCUGCUUGCCAUCUCCCUGCUCUUCGCAGUGGCCACUCCUGUCAGGGACAUCGCCCACGAUGCCUGCUCGUCAGAAGUGAAGGAUUUCCAGCACCUGAACAACAGCUCGGGGCUCCACCUGACGCUGCACCACCCGCAGAGCCCCUGCUCCCCGGCGCCGCUGCCCGCCGACCUCCCCUUCUCCGCGGUGCUCGCCCACGACGGCGCGCGCGUCGCGUCGCUCGCCGCACGCCUCGCCAAGACGCCGUCCUCUCGGCCCACCUUGCUUGACGAGAGCCGCGCGGGGUCGUCGUCGUCGUCGUCCCCCGAUGACGAGUCGUCCCUCGCGUCCGUGCCGCUCGGCCCGGGCACGUCCGUCGGCGUGGGCAACUACGUCACCCGCAUGGGCCUCGGCACGCCAGCCAAGUCGUACGUCAUGGUCGUGGACACGGGGUCCUCGCUCACCUGGCUCCAGUGCUCCCCCUGCGUCGUGUCGUGCCACCGCCAGUCCGGGCCGGUGUUCAACCCCAAGGCGUCCAGCUCCUACACCUCCGUGUCCUGCUCCGCGCAGCAGUGCAGCGACCUCACCACCGCCACGCUCAACCCCGCCUCCUGCUCCACAUCCAACGUCUGCAUCUACCAGGCCAGCUACGGCGACAGCUCCUUCUCGGUCGGGUAUCUGAGCAAGGACACCGUGUCGUUCGGCUCGACCAGCGUUCCCAACUUCUACUACGGCUGCGGACAAGACAACGAGGGCCUCUUCGGGCAGUCGGCGGGGCUCAUCGGCCUGGCGCGUAACAAGCUGUCGCUGCUGUACCAGCUGGCGCCGAGCAUGGGCUACUCCUUCUCCUACUGCCUCCCGACGUCGUCGUCGUCGUCCUCGGGGUACCUGUCCAUCGGCUCCUACAACCCGGGGCAGUACUCGUACACGCCCAUGGCGUCGAGCUCGCUGGACGACUCGCUCUACUUCAUCAAGAUGACCGGGAUCAAGGUCGCGGGCAAGCCGCUGUCCGUGUCGUCGUCGGCCUACUCCAGCCUGCCGACGAUCAUCGACUCCGGCACGGUGAUCACGCGCCUGCCUACGGGCGUGUACUCGGCGCUCAGCAAGGCGGUGGCGGGCGCCAUGAAGGGGACGCCCCGCGCGUCGGCGUUCUCCAUCCUGGACACGUGCUUCCAGGGCCAGGCGGCGCGGCUGCGCGUGCCCGAGGUCACCAUGGCCUUCGCGGGCGGCGCGGCGCUCAAGCUGGCCGCCAGGAACCUGCUGGUGGACGUGGACAGCGCCACCACGUGCCUGGCCUUCGCGCCCGCCCGGAGCGCCGCCAUCAUCGGGAACACGCAGCAGCAGACGUUCAGCGUCGUCUACGACGUCAAGAACAGCAAGAUCGGGUUCGCCGCCGGCGGCUGCAGCUGAGAAGCGACACCUACAUACACGCGCAUGCACAGACCGACUCGGUAACUAAAACUAAAACGAACAGCGCAUGCAUGCAUCUACCGUCCGGUUUCGUCUGAAACCAUCAUUAAUUUCGAUCGUCCACUCCACGCACAGCAAGUUCUUUACGGAGCUUGCCGCAUAUGAUAUGUACAUGGUGACAAGAUAAGGUACAGGAGAAUUGAUG
Molecule: messenger RNA, 1661 nt
Organism: Zea mays
Lineage: Eukaryota; Viridiplantae; Streptophyta; Magnoliopsida; Poales; Poaceae
Biological process (GO): proteolysis
Molecular function (GO): aspartic-type endopeptidase activity
Source: RefSeq, marked provisional